Molecule: messenger RNA, 2019 nt
Organism: Betta splendens (Siamese fighting fish)
Lineage: Eukaryota; Metazoa; Chordata; Actinopteri; Anabantiformes; Osphronemidae
Gene: tmed4
Product: transmembrane p24 trafficking protein 4
Exons: 5
Coding region: 79-741 (220 amino acids)
Biological process (GO): Golgi organization; intracellular protein transport; endoplasmic reticulum to Golgi vesicle-mediated transport
Cellular component (GO): COPII-coated ER to Golgi transport vesicle; endoplasmic reticulum-Golgi intermediate compartment; Golgi apparatus
Source: RefSeq, a predicted model, not a curated record
CCGCAGUGGCCCAGACGUCAGCUGGCCGCAGCAUCGCAGCUUCCUCUCUGUUGAUGUGCGCAAGGCGAAAGAGGCUACAUGAUGCUCUCGUCCCCCGCUGCUGAACUUAUCUUAUUAUUAGCUUGGAUUUAUCCAGCUCACGGCCUCUACUUCCACAUAGGAGAGACCGAGAAGAAAUGUUUCAUUGAGGAGAUUCCAGACGAGACCAUGGUCAUCGGAAAGUACAGAACUCAGCUGUGGGACAAGCAGACCAGUUCCUUCCUCCCAUCUACCCCUGGGCUUGGGAUGCAUGUCGAGAUCAAGGACCCAGAUACAAAAAUCAUUCUCUCUCGUCAGUAUGGGUCAGAGGGGCGAUUCACCUUCACCUCCCACACGCCUGGAGAACAUCAGAUCUGUCUGCAUUCCAACUCCACCAAGAUGGCUUUGUUUGCAGGAGGAAAGCUGAGAGUGCAUCUAGACAUACAGGUCGGAGAACAUACCAACAACUACCCUGAAAUUGCAGCUAAAGACAAACUGACGGAGCUGCAGCUGCGAGUCCGACAGCUUCUGGACCAGGUGGAACAGAUCCAGAAGGAGCAAAACUACCAGCGGUAUCGCGAGGAGCGUUUCCGCAUGACCAGCGAGAGCACCAACCAGCGCGUUCUCUGGUGGUCCAUCGCCCAGACGCUCAUCCUCAUCGUCACAGGAAUCUGGCAAAUGAAGCACCUCAAGAGUUUCUUUGAAGCCAAGAAACUGGUUUAACAACACAAACCUGAGUAGACAGUCCAGACGGACCUGAGUGUCAGCACAGCUACCUGCAGCAGAGGAACAUCCAGGAGGAGACACGUGAUCCGAAUAUCAGCCAGACAUGGUUUUAUCAGAUUCUUUCAAUGUGGGCAAUUUGUUUUUUGUUCUUGUUUAUGUUUUAGGUGCUCUUUGUUGUGUUUCUGGAUAAUACUAUUUAACAAAAGUCAUUUUGUAUUCUGUGAUGAAGCAGGUGGUCAAACAGCGGUGAAUGACCAAAGCAAUAGUUUUGCAACAGUAAGAAUGUAAAAGGUGUUAAACGUAAAACCGACUAGUAGUUUAUUCUGACUAAGGUGUUUAUAUUAUAAUUGAUUAUUAUUUAAAAUGAGAAACAUUCAGCCAUUGUCAAACUGUUAUAGUGGCUGGGGAUUCAUUGAUUCAGAUCAAGCGUUUGCCACUGGUGAAUAAUAAUAAUGAGAUAUUUAACAAAUAAGUGCACAGAUCAUUCAAAUGAGACUUUAAAGCUGUUUAUUAGUGAGUUCAUACAUAAUUAACUGUCUUCCAUACUACUUUGAGAUGCAUUGAAUUGUACAUACUAAAAAAAUCGGUAACAUUCAAACCUGGUUUCAUACUUGUAUGAAUACAGCUGCUGACGGUUUAUUAUCACCAGUUACAAAUGCUUCUUCCGCAAUGCACUGCAUUGAGUAAUUCACUAAUUAAGUUGUAGCCGUUUACAACCACGAAAUGCUAUGUUAUAAACUGUUUCUUAAACAGUGCGAGGGUUUGUGUAAAAUUAAAGGUCCCAUCCAUCAUUCUUUUUAUUGUAUAUAGUUUCUGGCUCAAGACCCAUUUCCUGAGCUGCCUCUGUGCUAUAAAUACUUUGUGAUACGUAUGUUGUAAAUAACCAACAUCACUCGCUGUCCUGCUUAUUUUUUGAUGUCUUUCAAAAGGAUCGAAGGAUCUUCAGGUCUUUUUUAAAUGUGCCACUGGGUUGUUUUUUAUUUAUUGAGCAGCGGUGGUCUGUGUUCUAUUGCUGAGCUUUAGUAGCAGUUAAUGAUUUGUAUGAGCUUCUUUUGGUUCAUUUAAUGAGUUCUGGCCAGUGUUUUAAUACCUCACUGGUUUUUAUUAGAAACAAUUAGGAUUCAGGUUGUAACUAAUUUAGGUUUUUGUACAUUUUUUUCGUAAAGAUUUAGAUUGGACUCAAACUAUGGCAAAAUCUUCUGGGACUAAACACACAUGUUAACACAUGUAUUUAUACUGCGGUCCACUCCUGAAUAAACACACUGUCGCCUCUUA